Temnothorax curvispinosus is the source of this 3524-nucleotide messenger RNA. RefSeq names its product rhophilin-2 (gene Rhp). Gene Ontology annotation, biological process: negative regulation of stress fiber assembly; signal transduction. The coding region runs from base 627 to 2633 and encodes 668 amino acids. The transcript has 12 exons. Gene Ontology annotation, molecular function: protein binding. NCBI's taxonomy places the organism in Eukaryota, Metazoa, Arthropoda, Insecta, Hymenoptera, Formicidae. The record is from RefSeq and is a predicted model, not a curated record.
AGGAACAAUCCGAGCGACAGUCCGACACGAGCGUUCGCGUGGUACGUGACCGUCGCGUGUGUACCCUCGUCGCGUACGCGUAACUCCGACUCCCCCGGAACGAUCGGCAUACGGCAAUCAAUCGUUCGAUCGCUCACCGUGCUCCGCGGAGUCGAGACCGUCGAGAGCGAGUCGGAUCAGCGGCGGCCGUGCGGCGUGCGCGGUCCCAGUUGUCUACGCGAUCGCGUCGAUCGAUCUCCCCGUAAUAGCGGUCGGUCGGUCUCGGUGGCUCCCGGUUUAGCGCGUCGACCGACGAAAUCGAGAGUCGCGCGCGGACCCCCGUCCGGAGAGCAACGCCGUCAGAAGCGGAGGAGUCACGCGCGGUCACGCUGACGGUUAACGACGGUUUCGCCAUUCGAAAAAGGGGAACCCGGGACACCCUCCGCGAUCGUGUUUGUAGAUCGGAUCGGCAAGCUUUCCACUACGUUUCGGCGUCGUCGCCCGAACACGAGUGUUUACACUGUUUACGUACUAACGAUGCUCCAGUGCUCCAGUCGCGCGACGUGAAUCCAGUGCUCCCGGCGCGGUGAGACGGUGAUCGGCGUUUGAUCGACCCAGCGGCGAUAUGUGAUGCUACGACGACUACAAUGAACGUACCGAUCGUGGCAGGGGACGUCGUCGACGAUGGCGGCUUCGAUCGGCCGCGAUUCGUUCGGGGUUCGGAUCCGAGGGUAGCGACCUGCAGAGGAAAGCUGCAGAACAAGCGAAGUAAGCUCAACCAGGAGAUCAACAAGGAGCUGCGGCUACGAGCGGGCGCUGAGAAUCUCUUUAAGGCGACGACCAACAGAAAAUUAAAGGAGACCGUCGCCUUGGAGCUAAGCUUCGUCAACUCGAACUUACAGCUGCUGAAGGAACAGCUCGCCGAGUUGAAUAGCUCGGUGGAGCUGUAUCAGAAUGUCGAUGGUGAUGAGCCCGUUAUGCCGAUGAUACCAUUGGGACUCAAGGAGACCAAAGAUAUUGACUUUCGGGAUCCGUUCAAGGACUUCAUCUUGGAACACUAUAGCGAGGAUGGGGAAAACUACGAAGAAGCUAUAGCUGACCUGAUGGAAACCAGGCAGGCUACGAGGACACCGACCAGAGAUUCGGCGGGCAUCGCGUUACUCCUGCGUUAUUACAAUCAGCUCUAUUUCAUAGAGAGGCGUUUCUUUCCGCCCGACAGAAGCCUUGGCAUUUAUUUCGAAUGGUUCGAUUCGUUGACAGGAGUACCGAGUUGCCAGCGAACGGUCGCCUUCGAGAAGGCGUCUAUUCUCUUCAAUGCUGGCGCACUUUAUACGCAGUUGGCUGCCAAACAGGAUCGUUUGACCGCUCGAGGACUCGACCAAGCGGUCGACGCUUUUCUCAGAGCGGCUGGCACCUUCCGAUAUAUCCACGAGAACUUUACAAACGCACCAAGUAUGGAUCUGGGACCGGAUAUGCUUGAAAUGCUGGUGCAAUUAAUGCUCGCUCAGGCAAGGGAGUGCCUCUUCGAAAAGCUGGAGCUACAAUCGAAGGAUGGCAGAAACGUCGAUGUUUGCUUAGAUCUUGCUCAAGAGGCAGCACAGGUUGCGGCGAUAUACAAUGAUGUCCAUGGAUUGAUAUCGCGCGAGCCGGUUCGUGACUACGUCCCAGAGACGUGGAUCUCGUUGAUACUGGUGAAGCGCGAACACCAUCUUGCCCUCGCUCACAAGCACCUCGCGGUCGGUCUGCUGGACAGACCGAUCGCUGAGUUUCGUGUGGAAACGAGGCUCACAUUGGAGCACAUCCAAAAGAGCGACGGGAAAACUCAGUUGGACGCGACCGUUCCCAGAGAUGACAAUGAAAGGAAAUUAUUGGGCAAGGCACAUCUCAGAGAAGCUCUCGUUUUACACGACGAGAGUCAACGACUUCAGAGAAUGUGCCGUGAUCUGAAGGGUAAAAAAGCGCUAGCGAGGGUCCUGAAGAAAGCGCAAGAAGCGACGCUCGAUAGCUACAAUAGAUUCGGUAGCGAGGAUGAUUUUCGAGAACUUUUGGAUCCACCGGAUAUUAUCGCCUCCACGAAAUUUCAACUUAGCAUUACUCAUCCGGAUUUCGGGCAGCACGGGGUGGAUGAUCUUUUCAAGUCGUUGGGACCCGUAGCGAUAUUUUCCGCCAAACGACACUGGACCGCGCCGCGAUUGGUGCAGCUUCAAAGAGGUCCUGACGGCGAAGGUUUCGGAUUUAGCGUACGCGGCGACGCUCCGGUAAUAAUAGCCGCCGUCGAUCACAAUUCGCUAGCUGAUGUGGGCGGGAUGAAGGAAGGAGACUUUAUAGUCGGUAUCGGCGACAAGGACGUCAAGUGGGCGUCCCACGAGCAAGUCGUGCGGAUGAUAAAGCAAUGCGGUGACUUUAUAAAUUUGAAGUUAGUCACCCCAAUGGAUAGGAAUUAUCUAAAGAAACCAGGGAAACCCAACAAUCACCACGAUAAAGGCAGUGUCUCGGCGAGCAGCUCUUCUGGAGUUUCUUCCGGCCAGCCAAGCCCGGCGGGAUCCGUCACUACGGCGCACGUAGUCAGAAGGCUUCCAUGGAAUCCAUUUAAAAAAUCCGGCGUUCAACGCGAGAACCGAGAUCUAACUUUCGAUAACGUUAUUCUUAGAUGAUUGCCGGAUUAGAAAUGGUCCAACUAUCGUACGUUGUCGUACGAGCUUAGAAUGUGCCGCGAUGAGUUGCUCGACUCAUGAAAUAAAACUUGUAAAAAUUGAUUAUUGAUUGCCAAAAUUGAAUGUUAUUUGGCAGAAAUAACAAUUCGCCAUUUGAAAAUUUUAUACUAAUAUCGUUAAACACGAUGAAUAUAUUUUUGUAAAUAUAUGACAUGAUCUUUGCAGUUAAUUCGUUGCGCGAACAACGAUCGAAAGUUUUUGUAUACCGCUAAAUAUCGGACGCGUUUAGACUUUUUCUAUUUAUUUGCUAACAAAGUUCUGUUUUGGUAACUCAUUAUUAUUAUUGCUAAACAAAUUAUACCCCGAUCUUCAAUGAGUUUGUAAUUACUUCAACAUAGUUUUGAUAAAAUGAAAAUUUAUUACCGAUAUUUUUACGAAUAGCAGUGCCAACGCAGGCGUACUUAUAGUAUAAGUUUAAGAAGAUCGCCCAUUAUCGCGUAUUUCGGUGGGCACACGAUUUACGACUGAUUUAAGCUAUGUACGAUUACACACUUUUUGUCAUACCGUUUAUACGAAUUCGUUUACAACGGUGAACUGAAUCGACGAAGGGAUAAACGUAUUGACAAAUAGUCGUAUAGCGACACGAGACGUAACGAGCUCCGCGAUUGUCGCGCUUUGUACUUAAGCUUUCUUGUUAAAUCGUUAAGCGAAUUAAUAUAAAUCGGAUUUUUACGCGAGCGUACUCGCGCUCGUGUGCAUCUGUACAUUUAUACAUAGAUAUAGCAUCGGUAGAGGCGUGUACACAGCUUUUUAUUUUAUAUAUAUAUAUAUAAAUAUAUGUAUAUCCGUAAGAAAUUAUAUCGCAUUCCAUCCAGAAACGAUUUUUAUUUU